GCACAAGAUUAAUGCUCGUAUGGUCCCGCGCUUUCUAGCCACCUCAAACACAACAACCGUUGGAUCAAACACGACGCCAAAGACAUCCACCCUCACGCAUCGUAGGAGCGCUACAAGCAGCAAAGAAGCGACAUGUCGACCCCCGCGCCGCCUGAGGACCAGGCCCGCCUCCUCGAAGAUGCCUUGAUCGCUGUGCGCCAGCAAAGCACCCUCAUGCGCAAAUGUCUCGACACCCCCGGAAAGCUCAUGGAUGCUCUCAAGUGCUGCUCCACCCUUGUCUCGGAGCUUCGAACCAGCAGUCUGGGCCCCAAACAGUACUACGAGCUCUACAUGGCUGUCUUCGAUGCUCUCCGGUACCUCUCCGUCCACUUGCGCGAGAAUCACCCCGUUAACCACCUCGCCGACCUCUACGAACUCGUCCAGUAUGCCGGCAACAUUAUACCCCGCCUUUAUCUCAUGAUCACGGUCGGCACCGCCUACAUGUCCAUCGACGGCGCUCCCGUCAAGGAGUUAAUGAAGGACAUGAUGGACAUGAGCCGUGGUGUCCAGCACCCUGUUCGCGGUUUGUUUCUGCGCUACUACCUCUCCGGACAGGCACGCGACUAUCUCCCGACUGGCGACUCCGAAGGCCCAGAGGGCAACCUGCAGGACUCGAUCAACUUCAUCCUGACCAAUUUCGUUGAGAUGAACAAGCUCUGGGUUCGGUUACAACAUCAAGGACACUCAAGAGAGAGAGACCAGCGGACGCAGGAGAGGAAAGAGCUGCAAUUGCUUGUAGGAAACAACAUUGUCCGUCUAAGCCAGCUGGUGGAUCUGCCGACAUACAAAAAUGGCAUUCUGGCCCCCCUGCUGGAGCAGGUUGUGCAGUGUCGGGAUGUCCUGGCGCAGGAAUAUCUGCUUGAGGUCAUCACUCAGGUAUUCCCUGACGAGUUCCAUCUUCACACCCUCGAUCAGUUCCUCGCCGCUGUGUCCAGGUUAAACCCCCACGUUAACGUAAAGGGAAUUGUUAUCGGCCUGAUGGACAGACUAUCCGACUACGCCGAGCGAGAGGCGCAGAAUGAAGAAGGCGAGGAUAGGGGCCAGUUGGAGGAAGAAGCACUCGCGAACCUGCUGGAAAGGGUGAAACUCGCAAAAUCGGCUGCGGAAACCGAAGAAGCGAGCGCGCCGACACCCGAAGCCCCUGAAAAUGGGGAGCAUGCAGAAACUGAUGUGGGCUCGACCGAUGAAACUCUGAACGCCGAACCAUCAGUAGCAGAGACCGAGGCUACCGUGACAAAUGGAGAUGAAGUCGAACCAGCCAAGAAGCAUAGGGGCAUUCCCGAGAACGUGCCCCUAUACGAAAUCUUUUUCGGGCAGGUCAAGAACCUUGUGCAGGCGCAACAUCUUCCGAUCCAGGACACCAUCGCGCUGUGUGUAUCCCUUACGAACCUAGCUCUCAACAUCUAUCCUGAAAGGCUAGAUUAUGUCGACCAGAUCCUCGACUACGCCCACUCAAAGGUAAAAGAACACGCCAACAGUGCCGAUUUGCAUUCGCCGCCAGCGCAGCAGAGUAUCCUGGCCUUGCUUCAGGCGCCUCUCAAGAGGUAUGUGUCGAUAUUUACGGCACUCGCCCUACCUACAUACGUUCCUCUGUUCCAAUCACAAACCUAUCCUACGCGGCGGGCUGUUGCUGGCGAAGUGGCCAGACACCUGAUCAAGAACCAAACCCACAUCACUACCACGGCCAACCUCGAGAAUGUCCUGGAGGUGCUCAAGGUCCUCAUCAAAGAAGGGUCGCAAGCGCCGUCUGGCUACCCCGGUGUCGUGCAGCAGCGCGGCCGUGCCCUGGAGACAGACGAGACUUUGGAGGAACAGGGCUGGCUGGCCCGCCUUGUCCACCUCCUCCAGGCGGAGGAUAACGACACCCAAUUCCGCCUCCUGCAGAUGACAAGGAAGGCCUACGCCGAGGGCAACGAGCGGAUCCGGACCACGACGCCGCCUCUCAUUACCGCCGGCCUCAAGCUCGCCCGACGCUACAAGGCUCGCGAGCACUACGACGAUAACUGGCAGUCGCAGUGCUCCGCGCUCUUCAAGUUCCUCCACUCGGCCAUCUCGACCCUCUACACGCGCGUCAACGGCGCCGGCGCCGCCGAGCUGUCCCUGCGCCUUUUUUGCUCGUGCGGUCAGAUGGCCGACAAGACCGAGUUCGAGGAGGUGGCAUACGAGUUCUUUGCGCAGGCCUUUACGGUGUAUGAGGAGGCGAUCAGCGACUCCAAGGCGCAGUUCCAGGCCGUUUGCGCGAUUGCCAGCGCUCUGCACCGCACACGCAACUUUGGAAAGGAGAACUACGACACGCUCAUCACCAAGUGCGCGCAGCACGCGAGCAAGCUGUUGAGGAAGCCGGAUCAGUGCCGGGCUGUCUAUCUGGCCAGUCAUUUGUGGUGGGCGACUCCUAUUGCUAGUAACGGGGAGACCGAGGAGACUGAGCUUUACCGAGACGGCAAGCGUGUUCUCGAAUGCCUGCAGCGUGCCCUCCGUGUUGCAGAUUCGUGCAUGGAGACUGCCACCUCGAUCGAGUUGUUUGUUGAGAUCUUGGACAGAUACGUGUAUUACUUUGACCAAAAGAAUGAAUCGGUUACCACAAAGUACCUCAACGGCCUUAUCGAGCUUAUACACUCCAACCUGGCCGGUAACCAGCAAGACUCGGCCUCGGUCGAGGCCAGCCGGAAGCACUUUAUGCAGACCUUGGAGAUUAUCAGGAGCAAGGAGUACGAGGGCAUCGUGCUUACUCCCAAGUAAGCAGUAAGCAGCAGAACUUUUUUUGAGUCUUGUUGUUAUUGUAACAAAAGCCCAACGGCGGACGGAACGAGAUGAGAUGUGACGAGAUGCGACACCAGAUGAGCGAUGAUGAUGCAGUUACAUGAUGGAUGGACAGGACAGGACAGGACAGGAAACCCAAACCCCCAAUGAUACGAUAGCUAUAACCAACCCACCGUACGUAGAUAUGUAAUGACGGAGAGCAAGGCGUCGAGAGCCGCAGUUCAGUGUACAUUUCGGGGACUACAAUCAGCUCUAUGAAUG
Molecule: messenger RNA, 3060 nt
Organism: Neurospora tetrasperma FGSC 2508
Lineage: Eukaryota; Fungi; Ascomycota; Sordariomycetes; Sordariales; Sordariaceae
Exons: 4
Coding region: 133-2778 (881 amino acids)
Biological process (GO): retrograde transport, endosome to Golgi; intracellular protein transport
Cellular component (GO): retromer complex; late endosome; retromer, cargo-selective complex
Source: RefSeq, a predicted model, not a curated record